AUGGCAAAUGGGAGCAACGGCAGUGCUAGCAAUGCGACAACGGCUACCCAGGAGGAGCAACAAGCACCACAGAAGGAACAGCAGUCUCUCCUGACAGGAGUAGGACGCGGCAAGGGACCCCAGAGGGAGGAGCCAUGCUCGUCGACAUCCAGGGGAGUGAACGACCUGGUGGCAGACCUCUGUCUGAAUGGGAGUCUGUCUGGCAGUGGGAGUGGCAGUAGCAGCAAUCGCAAUGACGGCGGCUACGGUGACUACACAAAUAUACGGGCCACCACAUCUACCGGAGUCACAAUGGGAAACACUGGAAGCUCCUCCUCGUCGUUCUCCUUCAAGCACUUUCUCAACAGUAGUGGCACUGUGACUGCGCCCACGAGCACGGUAACAUCAGUGGAUGCCACAGCCGCAGUGCAGACAUCGACGGGAGCGCGGCCCAAGGUGCCCCAGUCGGCCUCGGCCUCGCUCAUGCAACCACCUGACGCGAACGGGAGCAGUGCCUCCUCCAAAAUGAAGCGGUCCCCGCGCUUCAGUUCCUUCGACUCGCAGGCGAGUCUGGCCGAGUACGCGGCCUGUGGAGGAGGAGCUGUAGCACCCAGCAGCAGCGGAUCCCGUCAACGUCCAGAUCUACGGCUGGGUCAUGACGAUGUACACGCCCUUGAUAAUGACGACGACGAUCACGUAUCCUUGGCCCAGGUGCGCAACAACAAGCUCUUCGACGAGCGGAUAGACGAUGACAUCUUUCCAUCGGCAUCGUCCAAUUUGAAUUCAAGCAGUUCCAGCUCGCGGUACGUGCCGCGCUCCUACUCCAGCUACGACAUGCCGCCCCAUGUACCAUGCCCCUCAUCCUCGCCUCGACGACGACCGGCCGGAAACAGGGAUUUGCGCCCAAACCGAUUGGUUCUUACAGCCACUCCCAAAAUGAAGCUGGACCUGCCCCUGGACACAUCAAAAAUGACAUGUGCCGGAGCUGGUGGUGGUGGUGGAGGGGGAGGUGCAGCAGCUGCUUUGCCAGACUUUGUGCAGGACCACUUGCCGGACGCCUGGUGCGCCGUCCAGGACGCACACCUGAGCUCGCCACCCAACUCACCGUUGGGUGCUGCCGAGGCCCCUAGCGGUGCAGUGGGUGGCGGGCUUUUGCCAUCGGCGCUUGCCUCCCUUGGCCUGCCUGGUGUUGCCUCCCUGCCCGGUCCACCCGAUGGAUCCUCUGGCGAAUCCGGCCCAGGGCCGUCUGCUGGAUCCACCGCCAAAAUGCUGCCCGACUUCCUCUCCGAUGGUCCCAUCAUUCACUCGUCCCAGCGCCUAGCCGAUGUGGCCAUUGGGCUGCCCUCCAAUUCCAUUGACUCGCCGCCCCAGGAAGCGGCCGGCCCUUUGCAGCUGUCGACGAUGCGACAGGAGAACGAACGACUGCAGCGUGAGCUGCAAGAGACUCGAGUGGAGCUGAACGCCCAGACCAGGCGAGCUCAUGACUUUGAGCAGCAGCUUCUUCAGUUCACAGAGGCCUCGCGCCGGCGAGAGACCCUGGCCACGACGGCCAACACACAGAACACGCAGCGCCUCCGACGACAGGUGGCCCAGUUAGAGGCGGAACUCUUUGCUCUGCGUAAUGCUACGGAUGGAGCCACGGGAGGAGCUACCGUUGUGACUCCUGGUGGCUCCAGUGGCAGUGGCACGGGCAGUAGCGGGAGCAGCGCAACGCGUCCGUCCAGAACGCAUCAAGUGUCGCGGGACCUGAGGAGUGCCGCCGACAAUGCUGAACAGAAUUUGAGGCAACUGCUGACUGGUGUAGAGAAUCUGCGACAGAUUGCGGCCAGCCUCGAGCAGUCAACAGUCCAGUCAACAGCCACGCCAAGAAGUCCAGAUCUUUAUCCCGAAUUCAACUGAGCGACCACCGCAGCAGCAGAAGCAGCAGCAGAUUGGACAGAUUGGGGAAUUAGGAAAGAGCAGCAGCUGCUCCUCCAGUUCCGGUUAUUGUUGCUUCUGUAAUCAUUGUAGGCCCCGGAUGCCGCCUAGAGCUUGUUUUUAGAGAACCCUCCCGCGUAUCUUUUCCGUUUCUCGUCGUCUCGUAUAUUUGUUGCAAAGGGUUGCGUUAGGUCGGGUAGGGGUAAGGGUAGAGAGGAUGGACAAUGUGAGAAUCAAAGCGCAAACUCGUGAUGUUGAUUGAUAAAGGAAAGUACAUAUAUUAUUAUUACACUAUAAAGCGAUGUAUUGUAGCAUAUUGGUAGACAAGUCACACAGAAUAUCAAAAAAAGAAAGCAAAAUGUAAAUUAAAACCGAACGUUAAUUCCAACCUGCACAUUGCAAGCCAGAAUUGAGCGAUCACCCAAAGGGAUCCAAUCCGAUCCGAUGGCGAGAAGAUAUAUUUUUUGUUAGAAACAAAAAUGGAAUACCUGUGCACUUCUGUUUUUGUGCUGCUUGAGUACACACAGCGAACAAGAAUUGAAAUAAAUUAUUAUGAGAAAA
Molecule: messenger RNA, 2457 nt
Organism: Drosophila persimilis
Lineage: Eukaryota; Metazoa; Arthropoda; Insecta; Diptera; Drosophilidae
Exons: 4
Coding region: 1-1878 (625 amino acids)
Source: RefSeq, a predicted model, not a curated record